CUUUUAAACACCUCUGCCUCCCUCAGCGCACCUCUACACUCUGCUUCUCUCCGACUCCUUCCUCUCACGCUCUCUCCUUCAGCGGCAGUGCUGGUACACAGCUAGCUCGCAGGAGAAACCGGCCAUGAGGCAAGGAGGAGGUGGAGGAACCGACGGGGUCAGCCCCGGCAACGUCCCGGUGUGCUACUACGGCUCCGCGGGGCGCGUGCCGGCCGCGCUGGAGCGGCGGUUGCGCGCCGCGGAGGUGUUCAUGCGGUGCGCGGCGUGCGGGCUCGCGGUGCUCGCUGCGGCGCUGCUCGGUGCCGACCGCCAGACCCGCGUCUUCUUCUCCGUGGAGAGGGUCGCCCGGUACACCGACAUGCAGUCCCUCGUAUUUUUGGUUAUAGCAAAUGGGAUUGCAGCGUGUUAUAGCCUGCUCCAGGGGGCGAGGUGCUUGGUGAGCGUACUGACAGGUGGUGUCCUCCUCAGUAGGCCCAUGGCAUGGGCUAUCUUCUCUUGUGAUCAGGUGAUGGCGUAUUUCACGAUAUCAGCGGUGGCCGUGGCGAUGGAGGCGGCGCUGAUCGGCAAGUACGGCACGACGCAGUUCCAGUGGAUGAAGACGUGCCACCUCUACAAGCGGUUCUGCGCGCAGGCGGGGGGCGGCGUCGCCUGCGCCAUCGCGGCCAGCCUCAACUUGGUCGGAAUCUCCCUCGUCUCGGCGUUCAACCUCUUCCGGUUGUACGGCAGCGGCAAAGGGAGGAAGUGAUCGUCUCGAUUUGUAGGAACACAGAGACGUCGCCGCUGGCCGUUUCUAGGUUUUAACGUACACCGAGUCUGGAACCAUAGCUGUGAUGAUCUUCUCCGGUUUGAGUUUUUCUGGUGUUGGCAUGCUGGUUGUCGGCGUAGCCAUAAGGUCUCUGGGACGCCCAUGUAUAUGAUAAGAAGUAAUCCAAGGUGUUUGUGUACGUAGCAUGCGCAAUAAACGCGCGAGGAAGCGAUGUAUCACUGUCUCGCAGCCUCAGCUGCAGCCUGCAGGGUGGCAGCCAGAGCUAGAGAAAUUUACUACACUCGAGUAGCUGUUGCUGAUCCUAUGCCAAGU
This is a messenger RNA of Phragmites australis (common reed), 1078 nucleotides long. RefSeq names its product CASP-like protein 2U2. Bases 125 to 745 code for a protein of 206 amino acids. Lineage: Eukaryota; Viridiplantae; Streptophyta; Magnoliopsida; Poales; Poaceae. The transcript is spliced from 3 exons. The record is from RefSeq and is a predicted model, not a curated record.